Molecule: messenger RNA, 2534 nt
Organism: Schizosaccharomyces cryophilus OY26
Lineage: Eukaryota; Fungi; Ascomycota; Schizosaccharomycetes; Schizosaccharomycetales; Schizosaccharomycetaceae
Product: cation dependent mannose-6-phosphate cargo receptor
Exons: 2
Coding region: 422-1333 (303 amino acids)
Biological process (GO): vacuolar transport
Source: RefSeq, a predicted model, not a curated record
UGUAGUCUGUCAUAGUGGAUGAAGUUCUACUCUUCCUUAUGUUUAUUUGCAGUUCUCAUCUGAUUUUGUAUGAUGAAGAGAAGGAGCAUAUGAAGAGUAUCUUAAUGAGUGGUGUCUGUCAUUUUAGUUAAAUGAAGUCAAGGUCUUGUCUUUACCAUCAACUCGGUGUCCGUAAUAAACUUUGAAUUUUUGGAUCAACGUUCGCUCAUUUAAUCGCUCGCUGUUACAUGAAGAAUUCCUUCAUAGAUUAAGUACUUGUGGCUGGCGUUUUCUUCUCAUAUUUCAAUUUAUUGGAGUAAGAUAUUGAUCUUCAGCAGAGUUGCUGUUUUCCCUUAAGUAUUCCUUUCUAUUCUUCGUUUAUACUAUAUUUCUACUUGUUUUUAAUCCUUCUAACGGUUUUUUAUAACUUCAUAUACACAAAAUGAGUUCCUUACAAAGACUUCCCUAUGUAAUCUUAUUUUCACUGAUUUUCUUGACUAAAUUUGCGAGAUGCGUCCCAUUUAGUCCUACAAAACAAGAAGUUCAAGUGCAUGAGCGUGCGUCGAAAGCCAAAGAAGAGCCAUUUUGUUCUCUUUAUCACCCUGGGACUGGAGAGUUUUAUGACCUGAGCCCUCUAUCCCGGUCGAAUUUAUCCACAAAAGGAGAUUACAGUGUUUCAGGCUACGACUUUGAAGCAAACUUUACGCUCAAUCUAUGCAAACCGGUGACAAGCAACCUUUCGAAUUACACCUUUGCAGGAGACAUUCCUUCUGCUGAAUCUAUUGGUGGUUUUUUUGUAGAUGAACGAAAGCGUAUGUUUUCCAUAGGUGAGGCAUCUAGCGAGCCCUAUUUUCGCGGUAAGAAACUGAUUAUGGAAUUGGAAAAUGGUUCUCGUUGUCCUACUUCUGAUGACCUUCGAAUGAGAUCUAUUAUUAGCUUUAGUUGCAACCGUGACCCUUAUGCUUCUUCAUCUAUUUCUUACGUUGCAAAUGUAUUAGACUGUGUCUUUUUCUUUGAGUGGAAAACGAUUCAUGCAUGUCCAACAGUGAAGAAAGAGGCUACUUUGAGCCCCUUAUCCGUCUUUUUAAUCUUCUGUACCGUUGCUUUUCUCGCUUACUUUGUAGGUGGAUGCAUGUACAACCGGGCUAUUUUCAAUGCUCGUGGUUUACGACAAAUACCAAAUUAUGAGUUAUGGCAUUCCAUGUUUAGCCUUAUCGUUGAUUUCUCCAUUAUAGCUUUUGCUUCUUUCGCUUCUUGUUUCAAUUUUAGAAAACCAAGCGGAAUUCGCCUAGGUGAAGGGACAGCGAACAAUUUGGACGACGCCUUAAUAGACGACAUUGACACGAACACUUAGUUCAUUCUUUUACCUAUCCAAUCCUCUACUUUCUAAUCUUCCACUGUCUUCUACCUUACGAGUACUAUUUUACUCUCAUGGGUGGACUUCCAUUACAAUAAGGAUCUUUGCAAAAUACAUCUUGUUUGUAUAUAUAUUGUGAGCUCGGCCAACUUAAGUCAGCAUUUAUUAAUUAUGCACCCAUUACACCAAUUUUUUAUUUGUUUUUCUAAAACAAGUGACAUUAGAUUCAUGAAUUCUGAGAUAACUGAUUCAGAAUUAUCGCUGGGUCGAGCAUUGUUGAUGACUGGAAGGACUGAUUAGGAUCAACCUUGCCGUCUGUUUGCUCAGGAGUUUGUUCGGCAUCUUCACCUAGAAAGUUAUCCCAGAACGGAAAGUGUUCAUUUGUAGACAUGUCGUUAUUAGCGUAUAGCAGUACAUCCGAUCCUCCCGUAUCUUCUUCUAAAUGAGCAUCACUGCGAGUAAUGUAAAACGAAGGAUGAUACACUUUUCCAGCGUGUGUAUGAUAAUUUAGCAUACUAGAAAGGGCAUUAAAAUCAACGAAUUCCUCAUUGGGAACUCCAUAUUCUUUGUAAGGUAUGUCAUUCAAAUUUGAGUUAUUAAACGGUUGAACGUUGCCGUUAUUCACUGAAGGGUUUAUAGUUCCUCGGAAGGUAUUAAAAGCUGGUUGAGGUUUUUCUGAGGAAUUUUUAUGAUAAUCAGGUAUAUUUGGAGAUCGGAAAGUUUCCUGAACAACAUGUUUCUUAUUUUGUUCUUCCUGUUCAGAAAGCUCCAAGGCCAUUGUCAGCUUUGCUUGCAACUCAUCUAAAACCGGAAUUAGUUGUCGAGUUAGCCAAUCGUUCGCAAAUGUCUUUAAGGAAUUCCGCCCAACUGUCAACUGAACAAGCAAACCUUUAUUCUUUGUUAACAAUGUAGCGUACAUAAGGGUGACCAUGGUGUUAAAUCCACAAAACAACGUAGUCCAGUAGUAACGAUUGUGGCUUUGCGUCAAGGCAUUCGUUAAACAAUUCAGAUUUUGUAUGCAAACAAUAGCCGAAUCCAAACAUUUACAAGCCAAGAUGAAUGCACUUUGUCGUUCGGAUGCUUUUAGAGCUUGCAUUGCAGAGCUGCCAGCCUCCAAGUAAUGAAGUAGAGGACGAUACAAGAGCAUUCGAAAGUAAUAAUAAGUCAUCAUAAGACUAUACAUGUGACGAUUCUCGGG